Molecule: messenger RNA, 387 nt
Organism: Sphenostylis stenocarpa
Lineage: Eukaryota; Viridiplantae; Streptophyta; Magnoliopsida; Fabales; Fabaceae
Source: the annotation of a GenBank genome assembly
AUGGAGAAGAAGUUAAGGAUAAAGAAGAAAGUAUGGAUGGGGAAGAAGUUUGGGAUGGAGAAGAAGUUUGGAAUGGAGAAGAAUCUACUAAGUAUGGAGAAGAAAUUAAGGAAGAAGAAGUUAAGGAAGGAGAAGAACUUUCGGAUGGGAUGGGAUAGGAUAGGAGAUUAUAUAGUUAAGGAUGGAGAAGAAACUUGGGAUGAAGGAGAAGAAGUUAAGGAAGAAGAAGAAGAAGAAGUUUUGGAUGGAGAAGAAGUUAAGGGUAAAGAAGAAAGCAUGGAUGGGGAAGAAGUUUGGGAUGGAGAAGAAGUUUGGGAUGGAGGAGAAGUUUGGAAUGGAGGAGAAGAACCGAAGUAUGGAGAAGAAGUUAAGGAAGAAGAAGUUUAG